Molecule: messenger RNA, 650 nt
Organism: Capsicum annuum
Lineage: Eukaryota; Viridiplantae; Streptophyta; Magnoliopsida; Solanales; Solanaceae
Product: histone H2B.3
Exons: 1
Coding region: 53-463 (136 amino acids)
Biological process (GO): nucleosome assembly
Cellular component (GO): nucleosome
Molecular function (GO): structural constituent of chromatin; DNA binding; protein heterodimerization activity
Source: RefSeq, a predicted model, not a curated record
UACUUCAACUUCAAAUUCAUAUCCAAAUUCAAAAUCUCCCAAUUCCUCAAAAAUGGCGCCAAAAGCCGAGAAAAAACCCCACACUCCCGCCGCCGAGAAAGCUCCCGCAGAGAAGAAGCCAAAAGCCGGGAAGAAACUCCCAAAGGACGCUGCCGGAGACAAGAAGAAGAAGAGGGCAAAGAAGUCAAUUGAGACUUACAAGAUCUACAUCUUCAAGGUGUUGAAGCAAGUUCAUCCCGAUAUUGGAAUUUCAAGCAAAUCUAUGGGGAUCAUGAACAGUUUCAUCAACGAUAUCUUUGAGAAACUUGCUCAGGAAGCUUCUAGACUUUCUAGGAUCAACAAGAAGCCGACGAUUACUUCAAGGGAAAUUCAGACUGCUGUGAGACUUGUGCUUCCUGGUGAAUUGGCUAAGCAUGCUGUUUCUGAGGGUACUAAAGCUGUUACCAAAUUUACUAGUGCUUGAGUUAUUAGGGAUUUAGGGUUUUCGAUUUAGGGGUUUGUGAUGUAAAGAAGGAAAACUGAUUAGACAAACCGUAGGUCGAUUUAAUAUAAUAGUAGUCUUUAUAUUUUCUGCAUUUUGUAAUGAUGUAAUGUUCUUCCCUUUUGUUAGAUUGUUAAAUUUGAAAGGAAAAUAUGCUUUACCAUUCUCA